This is a messenger RNA of Ceutorhynchus assimilis (cabbage seed weevil), 734 nucleotides long. NCBI's taxonomy places the organism in Eukaryota, Metazoa, Arthropoda, Insecta, Coleoptera, Curculionidae. The record is from the annotation of a GenBank genome assembly.
CAAUAUUCUAUUUUAAGUUGGCAUGUUAGGUAAUUUUUAAAGUAACUGCAUUCUUAUAAAACUAUUUUCAAAAUCUUAAUCAAUUUCAGUUUAUCAGCUACCGUUUUACGUUCGAAACGCGAAUAAGAAAUUGAAAAUAAUGUCGUCGGACGAACUUUCGAAGGAACAAAUUCAAUUGCUCAAAAAUGCUUUUGAUACCUUCGACGUCGAAAAGAAAGGAAGCAUAGGCACGGUUAUGAUCGGAACAAUAUUGGGCAUGUUGGGCGUUCAAACUACAGAUAAAAUGUUGCAGGAAAUUAUUGCAGAAGUUGAUGAAGACGGUUCGGGUGAACUUGAAUUUGAGGAAUUUGUUACUUUGGCUUCAAGAUUUAUGGUUGAAGAGGAUGCGGAGGCUAUGCAAGAGGAGCUUAAAGAAGCUUUUAGAUUAUAUGACAAAGAAGGUAAUGGUUACAUCACUACCAGCACACUCAAGGAAAUUUUAAAAGAAUUGGAUGACAAAUUAACAUCGGAAGAGUUGGAUGGAAUUAUUGCUGAAAUUGAUAGUGAUGGAUCAGGAACGGUGGAUUAUGAUGAAUUUAUGGAAGUUAUGACAGGGGGUGAUGAUUAGUAGAUUUCCAGGCAAAUUAUUGAAAAAAGGAAAUAUUCAUUACUAAAUUGUUCAAGAAAAUAUAACACAUUUUUGAAGACGUCUAUGUGUGAUUAUUUCAUGAAUGCCUAAUAAAUAUCAAUGAUUU